Molecule: messenger RNA, 6580 nt
Organism: Eleginops maclovinus (Patagonian blennie)
Lineage: Eukaryota; Metazoa; Chordata; Actinopteri; Perciformes; Eleginopidae
Exons: 5
Coding region: 3919-4860 (313 amino acids)
Source: RefSeq, a predicted model, not a curated record
AUUUCUUUCCAUUUUUUACAGGAAAAGCAGAAUCAGUUGCCGAGAGGCUGCUGACAGAUACAAUUCCAGAGUGGAACCUAUGAAAGAAGUUCACCUGUGAUAAUGAUAUUGAAUUUGUAAAUGGUUUUUUAACAGAUAUGUUACCUGGGGAUAGUAGAGGUAUGGAGUUAACAAGAAUAUUUAAAGUUAAGCUAAACAUAUGAUGUGAUGAAAUGGGAACCAAGUUAGUCAGCGCCCUUUCUCUAGUAGAGAUUGAGAAGUAUCAAUGGUUCAGAGGUUUUGUUUGUAAUAUGCACAGCAGAUACAGCAUAUAGGUUGUCAAUGUAAAUCUUAUAUCCCAGGCUCCUCCAACUACUCGAUAUACAUGGUCCAGGUAAGAUGAAUAAAAUAGUGGAACAAAGGGUAAGGCUCAACUACAGACAGUUGGAGAUUAUGAGUAUAAGGAGGGUGAUAAACACAACAAUAAUUUCACAGAUGUAAUCUAAGUUCCUAGGAAAAAUGUGAUGACAUUUUGUUGGAAUUCUGAUUUCAUGUCCCAGCUCUCUAACUUCUAAACACUAACAGGUAGAAGCAGUUUGUCUGGUGCCUAAGGAGGGAUUUCUGCACACGAUUCAGGCAGAGAUCGACAUGGAGUUUGGCACAGGAGAAAGCUGAUACAUCUAAAGAGGUUAAGUGAUUGGCAGGAACGGGAAGCCGUGGGUAAUUGAUUCUGAUACAGAAGUAUAUUUCAUCCACACCUUUUCAGGAACAACAGCCAGGAAAUACAUUCAUUCUGGCUGCAUCAUGGUUUUACUGGGUCUUAUUCUAUCUACACAUUCAGUGUAUCCUUCUCCAGAAAUGAGAGGAGUUGACAUAUUGCAUUUUGACUUGAAAUGGGGAUUUUAAAAUGUAGGAAUAAUUUAGAUACUUAUUGGAAAUUCAAAGCUAAUUGCAAUAUGUAACAUAAUUUACCGAAGGAAGUUGGGUAUUUCAUUUUGUUUGUAAUUAUGGCACAAGCCAAUAACGUUUUGAAGUCACGUUAGACCAUAAGGAAUUUCCAAUGACGGGAACAAAUGUUGCACAACAGAUAAUACCAGAUGAGCAUAACUUUCAUAAUUUACUUAUUUAGUGUUUUGAAACAGAUAAGAAACAUACAGGUUGUUUCAACGAAAUACAGGAUGGUUUGAAUGAGUGGUCGAAUUAUUUUUGAUUAUGUGACUGGUUGGGAUAAAAAUAACAGAAAGCUUGCAGUUACAAAGUUGGGUAAAAUGAAGUGUUAUCCCCCGAGAGACAUAAAAUAGGAGGAACACACAGAGUGUGUUUGGUACGGUGAAAGCAUGAAAUGGUAUUGGAUGAUCUAUUCAAAGCAAGGGGAGAAACAACUUCAUUUCAUUUACUAUUAGGGGUUGAGGUUCCUGGAAAAGUUCCUAUGUGCUCGGUUUUGGUAGAAAUAGCUGAGCCCCAAGCGGAGAUAGUCCCUGAAACGGCAGAUUCAAAUUCUUCCCUGAAUGCAGUCCCUCAUAUAGGAACAGCGCAGGCUUAUAUACUGGAUAAUAAUAGACUGGUGACAUAUUUGAGUACAUCGACUGUGCAGAAGGUUAUAGCGGUGGAAAUAUGGUAUGAAGGCACUAAUGCAUGGUUAAGAUUGGGUUGUGUAUGCGGUAGAACAAAGCAGGCUCUACUGAUCUUGCAUUGAUGAGGCAGUAUGGGAACGUUACGAUGGUGAAAUUCCAUAACAGCAGUAACCAGCCAGGACCUUCUUUCAGGAAUUGCUGUGGCUGACGUACAAUACCCCAGGGCAGAUGUUUGGUGGUACAGUGGUACUAAAAUGUUGUGUCCAGGCAUUCCCCAUGACUGGCCUGGAACAUUUGCACUGUUGUAGUUGGUGAGAGGGAGUUUAAAGCUAGAAACCAGAUAACUGCAGGAUUCGAAUCAAUAUUUCUUUGGCCUACAAUCAACAAGAAUGUAGAUUGGAUCAACUAUAUUUACUACAACCAGCAGAGAUUCAUAAAUUACACCCAUGAUGCAGUAAGGGGACUGCACGUACAGUUGGAUGGAACCAGUCUGAUGGCCUGGCAAAUAGGGUGGCCUUAGAUAUGUUUUUGUCUAAUAAAGGGGGUGUUUGCAGACUAAUUGGAAUCUUGUGCUGUGUUUUCAUCCCAAAUAACCCUUCCCCAGAUGGAUCAGUAACCAGAGCGUUAGAAGGACUUACCGCCCUGAUCAUCGAGCUAGCAGACUAUAGUGGAGUAGAGGACCCCUUUGUAGGAACGUUAGAAAGAAUGUUCAGUAAAUAUUAGACUCCGAUAAUGAAUCAAUGUUAUUCAAUGCAGGAAUGGAUACAAUCUUGGUACUAUGUGGAUGUUGUUACAUACUAUGUAUUCGCACUUUAGCGGACCAAUUGAUCACCACGGUCCUCUCUAGUGAGCAAAAAUAAAGGUCAAUUUCUCUUGAGAAAACAGUUACAUUUGUUAAUUGAAAAACAGGAUGAUCCUAUCCCUUAUUCAGACCAUGAGCAAGAUGAGUUCGUCUGAAGGAAGUGUCUUAUAAGUUCUUAUUACUGUAUACAUGAAAUGCUCUAUAAACUACUCCUAGGAUGUGAUUAAUCACUUAUUACAACUUGGUAUUAUAUAGUAGAGUUGAUUGUUGUUAUGAUUUACACACAGUUCAUUUAUUUUUUAUAUAUAUAGGAUCAUAUUGAAUAAGUGCAUUUACACUGGACUAGAAUCGAAAAUGAUCUGUUUACCUCAUCACGAGAUAUGAAAGGAGGGAAUUGAAGAGUUUACGCAUUUAGGAAAUUGCUGCUAUUGUUCUAGGUGCCAUUUCAGGAUUUCAGCCACAAGUAAUCAAUAAUAAAAGAUUGUAUGAUCAUGUAUAACUUUUAACUAUACAGUUCUGUAUUAUGCAAUAUUCAAAUGGAGAACAUAUUGAUUAUAUUAUAGUUUACACACCGUUUGAAAGGUGUGUAAGGAGGGAUUGUUAGAAAUAAUCAAUAUAUUAGAGCGGAACUUUAAAAGAUAAUUCACUGUUUCUGGACGGAUCAUAUUUGUCCAUUUCCGGUAGUAUUACAGGAUGUUGUUUUUAGCCUCAGAUAGCAUAAAGCUAAUAUUGUUUUGUAUAUAUGAGUAGAGGGAGAAGGACCAGUGGAGUUGCAUACUAAACACACCGCCUCUACCUCUCACUCAUUGAUGCUGCAAUGAUACAGUUGCCUGUUUAAUAACUGAUAAACCUCCUAAGAAUUGCAUAAUAGAAUAUCGUAGAUGACAGCUCCAGGACUUCGCUAACAAGAUGGCGACGGUGACGUCAUAAGAGGACCCGCCCCGACGACGUCAGCCUAUAGAGGAGGAUCCAGCCCCCCGCUACCAACCAAUGAGAGCACGACAGCGGGGCGCGUCUGAUUUUGAAGUUGUUUAUUGUAUGGUCGGAAAGGGGUGGUUCUAUAAAACAUGUAAGGAUUGUGAAAUCGGGCUCUCUUUUGUUCCGGACCGCCAGACAGUAACUACUGAUGAGCUCCGCUCAGUCAGUGGCCUGUGGACGCGUGUCCCGGGCUAUUGAGCCACAGCUGUGAAGCUUUUGUAAAACCUACCGCUGCAUCCUUUUAUUAAACACUCCUUUUAUAAUUUUUAAGGGAGUUUUGCUUUCUUUAUUUUAAACCGUCUCCUGGGCUUCAAAUAAACGAACAUUUCUUACAAAACAAACGAGGACCAAAGUCCAUCUGGAGAACGCAAAAGAGGUGAAUGUCCGCUGGAGAGCUGAGAGACGCAUCCGUAAAGACAAAGGGGAGUUUCUAACAGGUCUGCUGUAACUGUAAAACGGUAUUAUUAUAAUUUGUGGUGAUAGCCUAGGAUUAACCAUCGAGGGGAAAUGUUUGGACUUUAAAUAUGUAACACGGCUUCAAGAGGAAUUUCACUUCAUCCCAGCAGCAAGUGACCACUGCACAGAAUGACAACAUGUCUUUUAGAUCCAUUUGGCAGUAUAGGGAGGUGGAGAAGGGGAUGGUGUGCCUCAGCAAAGAAACAUCUUUUGUCCAACCAUGCUCUGAAGCCCCUGGUUCCCACACUUUUCCUACUGGUCUUUGUGAUAUACGGCUUGGGAGACAAGCUCCGAAACUUUGUGCUUGGCAUCUUCGUCCCUCAGUACCAUUACCCCUAUGCAGUGGCUCUCUGCUUUGCCCAGGUUCUGAUCUCUCUCUUAGUCCUAAACCUCCUCCAUGUCCUUGGUUUGGUGCCUCUGAAGCGUUACUCCAGUUCCCUGGGUGAGAGGGUGCUGGUGCCCUCUAUCUGUAGCAGCACCCAUGCCGUGUUGUCAAUGUGGGCCAAAGCUGGCAGCUCCUAUGCUGGCCUGUUCCCCGUCAUCCUGCCUUUGUUCCCCAUGGUAACUAUGGGCUUCAGUUUCUCACAGAAGCUGUCAUCUUCUCCAUCUAACGAAAUCUCCAUACUUAUCUCCAUCCUGUGUGGGACAUCUUUCGUCAUCACAGCCUCACAGGGACUGCCAGGUGUUGAUCUGCUGGAGUACAUGUAUGCACCUCUGGAUUUAAUCCUCCACAGUCUGUCUCUGACGUGGCUGGCUAAAGUGUCUGAGGCUGAGCGCUGCCACUCCCCCGAUGCCCAAGCCUCCAUUUUUGACAUCUACUACACUCAGCUGGUGAACCAGAGCUGGGUGCUGGGCCUGCUGUGGGUGCUGCACCCAGACCGUCCCUGGCAGGUUUUAAGUCACAGCAGCUGGCAAAGCCUGCUCUUCCACGGGUAUCUGCACGCCAUCCUGCUGCUGGGGAUGUCGCUCAACUUCCUGGUCGGCAUGUCGACUCUGUGUGUAUCACCGCUUGCUGCUGCACUGCUACACUCAGCGAGGCAGGUGGGGCAGCCAUUCCUCCAGCUUAUGUAGUUUAUUGCCAUGUUUGUACUGUAUUGAUGGGAUGUACAUACAUUGAUAUGUAAUCCGCAUAAAUGGCCAGUGUAAUUUUACUUUGUGGAAUUCAACGGUAUACAUCACCUUCUUUCUUCCAUUCACAGCAGCCGGUGCUACUGAGCCACAGAGAUAGAAUACAGAAGCAUAUUGCAACAAGCUAAUGAUUUACUGUUGGCUCCAACAGUAUUGAAAACCUUCUUUUAUUACCCAGUACUCAGUUUUAGGGUCAAGAUUACAUCAUUUCAAAAUGAGGUAAACAUUAAGAGUGUUGUUUUUAUUAGAUUACAUAUGUUUUACAGCAACAUGUACUCCAUAUGCCCUCAACACAUGUCAAUUUGUACAAUAGUGCACUUGAUGCUCGUUAACUUGGAGAAACUUGAUUGAAAAAUAUUUGCCAGGAUGAGACAAUGUCUGAAGCAACUGCGGCAAAGUGAGCACAUGUAGAGGACAGGAAGCAGUACAAACACAACAAAUGAAGUCAAAACAGUAUUAAAAAAUUCCUGUUCCAUUUAGGUAAAGAACAUUAAGAACUUAAAACAAUGAUUAACAGACGGGGGCCUGAAGGGCAGAGCAAAGUUUCAAAUUAAAAAGUUCAGCAGCAUAAGCAAAACAAUGCAAAUGUUGUUUUAGAGAAGUUGCCAAUAUAAACGAGCAUUUUAUGUGGUGCAAACACUGGUUGGAUUCAAGAAUGAUGGCAUUAUUUAACUUUUCCAUGCUGCUACACCAAGUUUUUGAUAGCGAACACAGAAUUUUGGACCCUACUGUUUAUGUGAAGAGUUUUUUCAGAUGAGAAGGGACCUCGAUGGGAACGUGGACACAGACAGUUGAAUAUGCUAUGUUGGGUUUACUUAACAGCGUUAAACAUAUUUCCACUCUUUAAUCCUAAACUGAAAUAAUUUUUAACCAGAGGUUUGUUUGAAGAAGUUGCCCUUGAAUGAGUCUGACUGCUAAGGUUAGUCAGAUGAAAAGGAAUCGUGAUAAUAAAUCUCUUUGAGUCAACUCUUUAGGGUAUUACCAAAAGCUAAAUUAUGACUUUGUGGAACUAACUUAUGGUGCUACUCCAGAGAGAACCUGUAUACAUUUUACAAACUGAAAUAAGACAUUUUUUUCCAAAGUUAUUUAUUAUUUUUUAACAACCAAAUGCAAGUGCUUCAAAAAAACCUCAACAGUACACACAUUCCAACAUUACACAGAGCAGCAUGUAUUAUAAAUCCUCAGUAAACAUGAAAUGGUACGUUAUAACUUGCUUAUUUAUUAUGUUUACUGCAGUAAAAAUGUUGAUUCAUUAAAUGUGGUUUCACCAAAUUAUUUUUGAACUAAAUACUAGAUUAAUUCCUUUUGACACCGCCAUAAACAUGUUCCAAUCAUAAAUAAUUGAUCUGUAUGAAUAUUUAUAGCAUGAUUUGCACACUGAUAUGGACCAAACCAAAAUAUAUAAUUUUGUUUUACCCUUACCAAAAUUGCAUUAUGCUAGUUUUGUGUUUAUGUCUAUGUGCGCUUAUGUCUUUUUAAAUUGAUUUAUUGUGGGCACAUGUAUGAUUUUUUUGUGUACAUUUUAUACGAACUGUAAGCAACAAAAAAUUCAAUCCAACAUUUUUUUUUUUUAGCUUUUCAGUUUUACAGUGUGCGCAGUCAUUUCAGUGAAAAACACCAAAUGUGAAAAACCGUGUUUGUUCAAUAAAAACUUUACAGGACA